CUCCCUCUCCCACUCCCCCUGCUUGUGUUCCUGCUCUGGCUGUCUCUGUCUCAAAUAAAUAAAUAAAAUCUUUAAAAAAUAAUAAUAGAUCCCUUUCUUUCUGAAAGUUCAGUGCUUGCUUCAGAUCUAGUUUAGCUGACGUUCCUUACUUACUCUUACUAGGAAAAAACUUUACUAACCUUUUAACUAUUUUUCUACCAGUAGCUAAUAAUGAUUGUACUUAAUAGAAUAUUCUCUCCAUCACCCACAUUUUAACCUUAAUGCUUCUUGACAUGUCUCUUCCCCAAAUAUUCAGUCACCAAAUACUGUUGAUUAUUCCUUAAUGUCAUAUGUUUCUUGCUAUUAUUUCCACUGUCAUCACUCUAAUCCUUAACCCGCCCUCAACCCCAAGCCUUGAUUACUGAGGUGGCGUCUUAAUUCAUCUCUCAGCCUCUAAUUUGCCCCCUUGCUGACCCAGCCAUCACCAGAUGACUUUUCCUAAAAUGCAACUUGGAUUGUGUUUCUCUUCAGUGACCUUCAUGGAUCCUAAAUCCAAACCAAUUAACUUACCCUGUCUAGUAUAGUUCUGGAACAUAGUAUGAGGUCAGUCAGUCAUCCCCUGCCACCUACCUCGCCAGCCAUACCUCAUCAGUUCUUGUCUGUGGCUGUUGGUCAUGCAAAGCCCUACCUUUCUUCAAGGCCCACCCUAAGUCCCUCAGAAGACUCCCUAGUUACAGCCCAUGGAAACUGAACGCCGGCAGUAUAUACUGAGUAUCCACUUAACACUGAGCAUGUUCUCCCUGUUCUGCUUUUACCUCCUUAGGUACUUGGUUUGUCUCAGAUUGGGUGGCCUUCUCCUUGUGUUCGUCUGCCCCAGUAAGGUACCCAUGGCAGGUGAUUGGAGUGCACAGCCUGCGGGCCUCUUGUACAACAACAGUCUUCACUGCCUUGGCUUUUCAUGACCUGAAAACAUCAUUGUGUAAAGUGUUAGCAGCCACUUCAUUUGCAAAUCGGUACAGUUGGGAGGGAAGAGUGGAUGGGAGUAGAUAAAACAGUCUGACUACAGAUCUCUAAAUCAGCCAAAUUUUUUAUUUAAUUAUAGUCCUUUCCUUUCUGGUCCCUGGUAUAGUGUUCACCACCGCUAAUAUUCUCUGUGCAUACCAGUCCUUCCAAGUGUUCCCCAAAUAAAAAUUAUUUGGGCUUGUUCUUAAUUAGUCAAAGACAUCACAGCUCAUAAAAAUAGAAAAAUAUAAACCAUGGUUUGUUGAGAUGAAAAAAUAUGAAUUUUUCUAAGAUUUUGGGUAAAAGAAUUGUGCCUCCAUAUUUUGCUGGCCCAUUAGCUCACAACUGUCAACACAGGUUCUCCACCCCCUGCAUCAAAGGCCCCCUCUUCUUUCUGAGUCCCCAGAGACUAUCUUUAAUGUGUUCCAUCCCAUAGCAUCUGCUACUGUUCCUCAGUUCCCUGGCAAGCAAUCUCCAUGUUGUGGGGGGGCACCCUGAAUCCUUGGGGAGCCAGAGCUGUGUCUUUGGCAGAGUGGAGAAGAGCUCUUUGUAUUUCAUAUAAUGGAAUAGAGUCGGGGUGGGGGGGAAUGGUCCCAGAACAGUGUUGUUUAGGUCCCAACAUCUCAUAGAAGUCUUAGUGAAACUAGUUCUUGUUUCUAGAAGGAAACUCAAAGGCACUCUUCCUCUCCUCAGUAUGAGUCCAGAAUAGGGACCAAACUCUCCUCAGUGCUUCUGCUCCUCUAUACGACUUGUUUCUAGGUUAAAUUACUGGUCGUCAUUGUCUCAUUGCGCUGAUACACCCAGGGAUGUCCAUACCUCAGAAAUGGCAGGAUCCAGGCUCAAGCCAAAUCAAGAGUUCCCCAUUACAUAUAGAUCUCUAUGUGUGUAAUGACUAUGGCCAAAGCUAUGUCCAUGCUAAGGCCAAGCAAAUGAGUCAGACAUAGAAGCCUCUGGAGCCCAGAGACAGCAAGUUCACCGAUGAGUCACAGGGGAAUGACUCCCUAGAGAUAGGGAAAGGACCUCAAUUGCAAAAUUGCUCACCCAAGCUCUUAGGUUGUAGCUGUCUGACACCUUAUCAGUGUCACCUGGAGUUUUGCUAGAGAAAUAACUUCAUGAACACAAAUCUUGCCAGUACCUUCUGGUUGCUCCUGAAGUGUGACAAAAUGAGCCUUUUCAUCCUCGUGGUCAAGAGGGUGAGACUUACUAAGGAUGCUUCUAUUUAUUUCAUCCUCUUCGGACAGGCCAUAGCCCCUCUGCCAGGGCCACCUGCUAGUCUGUUUGUGUGAAUCAGAAAGAGGUGCCCCCUCCUGAUGGAUCCAGCUCAGAAUGGAAAAACAGCUUCCACACAUGUCCCGCUCCGAUUCUCCAGAGCAGACUUCAGAGCCAUCAUGACCUACCUUUUACAUAUGGAUAAACUGAAACUCAGAGAAAGGAGAACGAACCUGCCCAAGGCCACACAGUGGACCAGUGAUAACGAAAGAAUAGAGCUCGGAUCUCUUGAAGUCCAGCCCGUGGAAUUGCCACGGAUCAUCUCAGGGUGUGAUAAGCAGCAGCGUCCUGGCCUGUUCCAAGAAGCCGGGCCUCCCUUCCCCACAGAGCAGAGCAGGCUCGAGAACUGACAGAUUCAGACGCAGGGACACCUUCUCUCGCACUCAGUGUUUUUAUUACAUUUGUCCUCUACCCAAGGCAGGGAGGCUCUCAUUCCCGGGUACUUGUGAGAGGGCGAGGACAAAAAAUAAGGGCACAAAGAGAAGCAGAGAAGUCAGGAUUUCAGCAAUCCACUCCCCACAUCCCCAGCACACAUGGAGAGCUGCACUUCUGGUCUACCUAGAAGGGUGCUUCUCAGACUGUGCUGGGCACCAGAAGCAGAAGCAUACAUUGCUGGCCCUACCUCCAGAGCUUUGAUUUAGCGGGUCAGAGGUGGGCCUGAGAAUGUGCAUAUCUAACACGUUCCCAUGCUGUGGGGUCCGGGGACACACUCUGAGACCCCAAGGCCUAGAAAAAUAGACAACCCACCCUUUUCUCCCUCACCUUCUUCAUUCUCUCUCCUUUCAUGUCCCUCUCUGUCCUUUUCUGUUUCUUCCUCCUCCCUCUUUUUGGUCUUCUUCCCAUCUUUCAAAACAUGAUGGAAUGAGCCAAGCUGCCAGGGGUCCCAGUUCUAGUUCCAGCUCUGUCACUGACUAAAUGUGUGAACAUAGGGUGAAGUCACUUCCCCAGCAUAGGCCCAAGGAGAGGCACCCCCACUCCCACCCUCCCAGCUCCUCCCCAGCCAGGACCACAUCUACCCGGGCUCAUCCCUGUAUCCCCACUUUGUGCAGUAUGUACUUGCAGAGAGGCUGAUGAAUGAAUUUGCGGGGCCUUUCAGCCUCCUUGCAGUUCAGGGGAUUCUGACUUCUUCCUUCCAAAUCUGAGCUUUUCCCUCUUCAACGGCACAUAUUGAGGAUCUUUCUAGAACAAGGAGAGGGCCAAUAGUUGAGGGGAGAGAGCCCUAGAACAGCCUGUGAGCUGGGGUAAUCAGACCCCAGACAACAGGUACCUGACAUUCAGGGACAGAUAAGUGGGUGUGCCCAGAGGCUAGGAGCACCUGGGACCCUGAGAGCCGGCGGCGGCCGAGGUUCCAGCAGGGGGCGCCAGAGAGAGGGCCAAGACCAGCGUGGUCAGCCCAGGUGUCCAGCCUGGGCUGGGCGGCGGGGCCCCAGGGGCGUGGACGCCGCCGAGGCACGCCCCGGGCGCACUUAAGGAGCUGCAGGCCAGUGCCGGGGAGGAAGGACGGGGGAGGCCUCGGCUGCUGCUGACCCAGGCGGACCCAGCCUGGCCCCCGCUAGCUCUAGACCGCGCCAUGAGGGGCCCGAACGUGGCUCUGUGGCUCUUCCUCGCUCUGCGCACAGGUGAGGCCCGGCCGCCUGGCCUUGGGAGCAGGAGCUGGGGCGGGGGCCCUGCAGUUGUCUCAGCCCCCGAGCAAGGUCCCAGGCCGCUGGGAAGUGUGUCCUGAAUCCGUAUCUCCCUGGAAAGGGGGGAGGCCUGGAAAGGCGGAAAGCACCGCUCAGUGCGACGGGGGCGGGGGGGGACGACACUGACCCCAGCUAACUGGGACGUCCGGAGGGCUUCUUGGAGGAAACAGCAUUGAACUGGGCCUUGGAAAAGCCGGCCUUCUGACCAGCCAAGGAGAGGAGCAGUCGGAGGCGUGGAGGGGAGAGCCUUAGGGGGGCAGGAGGAGAGCUGGGAGGGUGAACGCUCUUGAUAGGCGCGGAAGCUCCAGGAGGGUUUGGGGGCCAGAGCGCCUCUGCUUCUCCUGAGCCCCCGCGGGAGAAGAUUCUAAGGGACUGGGAGGGGCGCGAGAUGCGACCGGGAGCCGGCCCCAGGGCGCACUGCAAAGGAGGAGGAAGGGGCGCUGCCCUGUCUCCCCGUGUCUGCACCGCCGCCCCCAAGGGAGCCCGGGCCCAGCACACUGAGGGGUGAGGCGGGGCCUGGGGGAGCUGCGGGCAGGGUCCCGCGGACAAGGGUGGCCUCGCCGCUCUGACCUCACUAAUACACUGGACCCGCCACCCCGGCCCCAACUCUGCACCUGCCAGGCCUACCAAGGUGCAGGCCUGGGGCUCUGGAGAGCAGGCAGUCUGGGGCGGCAGUUUCACAUUCCAGGGUGCUGCCCGGAGUUGGGUGGCAAAAGGAAGGCUGUGGAGGAACCUGCAGUCUUGACCCUUGGUGUGGGGAUGGGAAGGACAGGCUGCCACAAGAGGAUGACCUAGUCGCUGGGGGCCAGGAACUGGACCCAAAGCUGGGCGGCAGGAGUGGGGGAUGGAGGAACUUCGGGUCUGCAAAGGCAUCAACCACAAGGAAGUCUGGCACCACUUCUGCUGGGCCCCCAGGCUGGGAGCUCUCCAGGACUCUGACCUGGUCAGGUGCGGGGACCCAGUAGGGUCCCCACCAGGAGAAGGGGCCUAAGCAAAAGGCCACCAAGGCCCCGUGCAUCCUGGCUCUCUACCUAGGUUUACUUCAGCACAGAAGGUGGAUUUUCUCAUCUGUGCUCUCAGAUGACAAAGCAAGCUCAGAGAGGUCAAAUAAGUUGCCUGAAGUCACCAGCUCCUUCUCCAGGAGCAGAAACUUGAACUCAACCUGCUGAUUCCUCAGCUUCCCCUUGGCAGGGGUGGGUGACCCUGAGGGUGGGUUUGCAGUGAGCAUCAUCACAGAUGCUCCAAGGGGGUGCAAGACUCCUCAAGGGCAGCCACGACUUCCCAGUUCAUGAGGAGGGCUCAGGGACCCUGAGUGAGAGAACCUAUCAUCCUCUGGCUGGAGGACACAGAGGCCCAAAGACGGACAGGGACUGGCCUAGUCCCAGAACCAGACAGGACUCCCCAGCCAGUGCUCUUUCCACCCGGCAGGCUGCUCUCCAGGCCAGUGAGCAAGGUUGGGGCUAGCUGAGCGCUCCCCUAGGAGACCCCCCUGCUCCCCGGCCUUGGCCUCUGUAAAGGGCCAGGCUCUGAGCUGCCCCAUCUGCCCCAAGUGCGGCGAUAUGCAUGGCCCCACACACAGCUUUGCCAGUGAGCCCAGCUCCUUUCCGGUCUGUGACCCGUCUCUUUGCCUCAGUCCCUCCCAGUGGGUGGGACCGACUAUGCAUGUUGUUGGGGUCACACAACCCUGGGGGGGGGAUCGGAGCGGGGGGCAGGGGCUGGGGAGGCUAGGGGCGCUGGGCCUCACUGUCCCCGCCCCCAGCGCUCAGCAGGAUGGAGGUGCGGUGGUGCACCACCUCAGACCCAGAGCAGCAGAAAUGCAGUGACAUGAGCAGAGCCUUCCAGGAAGCCGGUAUCCAGCCGCCCAUCCUGUGUAUCCAGGGCACCUCCACUGACCACUGCAUCCAGCUCAUCGAGGCCCGGGAGGCUGAUGCCAUCACCCUGGAUGGAGGAGCCAUUUAUGAGGCAGGGAAGGAGCACGGCCUGAAUCCCGUGGUGGGCGAAGUAUAUGAUCAAGAGGUCGGUACCUCCUAUUAUGCUGUCGCCGUGGUCAAGAGGGGCUCCCACGUGACCAUCAACACCCUGAAGGGUGUGAAGUCCUGUCACACGGGCAUCAACAGGACGGUGGGCUGGAACGUGCCGGUGGGCUACCUGGUGGAGAGCGGCCGUCUGUCCGUGAUGGGCUGCGACGUGCUCAAGGCUGUCAGCGACUAUUUCGGGGGCAGCUGCGUCCCCGGGGCAGGAGAGACCGGCUACUCCGAGUCCCUCUGUCGCCUGUGCAGGGGCGAUGCUGCUGGGGAGGGCGUGUGUGACAAGAGUCCCCUGGAGAGAUACUACGACUACAGCGGGGCCUUCCGGUGCCUGGCAGAAGGGGCAGGGGCCGUAGCCUUUGUGAAGCACAGCACGGUGCUGGAGAACACGGACGGGAAAACUCUCCCCUCCUGGGGCCAGGCACUGCUGUCCCAGGACUUUGAGUUGUUAUGCCGGGAUGGCAGCCGGGCCGAUGUCACCGAAUGGAGGCGAUGCCACCUGGCCCGCGUGCCUGCUCACGCCGUGGUGGUCCGGGCCGACACUGACGGGGGCCUCAUGUUCCGGCUGCUCAACGAAGGCCAGCGUCUCUUCAGCCACGAGAGCAGCAGUUUCCAGAUGUUCAGCUCUGAGGCCUACGGCCAGAAGAACCUGCUCUUCAAAGACUCCACCUCCGAGCUGGUGCCCAUCGCCACGCAGACCUAUGAGGCCUGGCUGGGCCGCGAGUACCUGCAUGCCAUGAAGGGUCUGCUCUGUGAUCCCAACCGGCUACCUCACUACCUACGCUGGUGUGUGCUGUCCACUCCCGAGAUCCAGAAGUGUGGAGACAUGGCUGUGGCCUUCAGCCGGCAGAGGCUCAAGCCAGAGAUCCAGUGCGUGUCGGCUGAGUCUCCCCAGCACUGCAUGGAAUGGAUCCAGGCUGGGCAAAUCGAUGCCGUGACCCUGAAGGGCGAAGACAUCUACAUGGCAGGAAAGAAAUACGGCCUGGUCCCAGCAGCGGGGGAGCACUAUGCCCCGGAGGACAAUAGCAACGCCUACUUUGUGGUGGCCGUCGUGAAGCGGAACAGCUCCUACGCCUUCACCCUGGACGAGCUUCGGGGCAAGCGCUCCUGCCACUCAGGGUUCCGCAGCCCCGCGGGCUGGGACAUCCCCGUGGGCGCCCUGGUGCAGAGGGGCUUCAUCCGGCCCAAGGACUGCGACGUCCUCACAGCCGUGAGCGAGUUCUUCAGCGCCAGCUGCGUGCCCGUGAACAAUGCCAAGAACUACCCAUCCUCGCUGUGCGCACUCUGUGUGGGGGACGAGCGGGGCCGAAACAAGUGUGUGGGCAACAGUCAGGAGAGGUUCUACGGCUACAGUGGCGCCUUCAGGUGCCUGGCUGAGAAUGCAGGGGACGUCGCCUUCGUCAAACACACGACUGUCUUUGAAAACACAAAUGGCCAUAAUUCUGAGCCCUGGGCUGCUGAGCUAAGGUCAGAGGACUAUGAGCUGCUGUGUCCCAAUGGGGCCCGGGCCGAGGUGUCCCAGUUCGCAGCCUGCAAUCUGGCACAGAUGCCAUCCCAUGCCGUCAUGGUCCGGCCGGACACCAACAUCUUCACCGUGUAUGGACUGCUGGACAAGGCCCAGGCCCUGUUUGGAGAUGACUACAAUAAGAAUGGCUUCAAAAUGUUCGACUCCUCCAACUAUCAUGGCCAAGACCUGCUCUUCAAGGAUGCCACCAUCCGGGCGGUGCCUGUCGGGGAGAAAACCACGUACCGGGCGUGGCUGGGCCCCGACUACGUGGCCGCUCUGGAAGGGAUGCUGUCUCAGCAGUGCUCGGGCGCAGGUAGGCCCUGCUGGCGGGCAGGUUCACCCCUCCAGACGGAGAGCAGGGGUCCCGCCACGUCCCCCGCCCCCCGCCCGGCAUCCCUCCCAGCCUCGCACCCCCAAUCCUCCAGCGAACUGAGGGAUGCUCCGGGCGGUUGCAGACCAUCAGGGUGAGGUGGGGGUGGGAGGGUGGUCCCCACGGGAAGGCUGCAGACCUGGCUGUGUAACCCAGACCGACCAGGAUAAAGGGUGCGAAUGGUGCAAGUAAUGGCCCAGGGAGGACUGAGGCAGCCACAUACAUAGACGGGAAGGCCCAUUUGGAAAGGAAUGAGUAUGGAAAGAAACCCGGGGAAAGACGAACUGUAAUGGGGCAGAAAGAGGGGGCCUGCGGGGUCGAGCGCACAGAACCCCCCCCCCCCGCCCGGGCCACGGCCGGAGCGCCAGGUGCGGGCGGCCGCUCGGGGCCCUCACUGCCCGCGUCGCUCCCUCAGCGGCCCCCGGGCUGUCCCUGCUGCUGCCGCCGGCGCUGCUGCUGGGCCUCCGGGCCGGCCUCCUGCAGCCCGUCCUCUGAAGCCGCCGGGCGGGCGCGGCCCUCGCCGCCGGGGAACCUGCUCGGAAACCUCGGUGAAGAGGCUCUUCCCCUGGGCGCCGCGUGUGACGCGAGAGGACGCGUGAGAAACCCCGGAGCUCCUGAGAGCUGCGAUUCUGACACCGAAGACGAGUUGCUGCGACCGCCUCGAACCGGAAUAGAGACGAACGUGAAGGGAAAGGGCCCCCAGCUCGAGUGGAGUUGGACGUGAGCGGGCUCCCGCCCGAAGCCUGCCUCUGCCUCCCCGGCACCAGCUGUCCCUCAGGCACCUGAGGCGGCCGCUGGCCGGCCUCCCAGUCACGCCCCCACCCACCGGCUGGCAGCGCCCCCCCCGCCGCCCGCGGGGCCCCGGAUUGGAAACGGCCCGUUCCCAAGGCAACAUGCUGCGCGCGGCUUCCCACACGGCGCUCUCCGCGGAGCCGGCCCUGGCCCUGCCCAGCUAGCCGGGGAGGGGGGGCUCCUCCCCUGCGGGUCCCCCUAAUGCACAGCCCCCCACUUCCUGCCAGCCCCGGCUCUAGACUCCCUCUACCGGCCUCCCUCCUGAGGA
This is a messenger RNA of Mirounga angustirostris (Northern elephant seal), 8896 nucleotides long. RefSeq names its product melanotransferrin (gene MELTF). The record is from RefSeq and is a predicted model, not a curated record. The coding region runs from base 5703 to 7934 and encodes 743 amino acids. NCBI's taxonomy places the organism in Eukaryota, Metazoa, Chordata, Mammalia, Carnivora, Phocidae. Gene Ontology annotation, cellular component: recycling endosome; extracellular region; plasma membrane. Gene Ontology annotation, biological process: iron ion transport. The transcript is spliced from 14 exons.